Messenger RNA from Phytophthora nicotianae INRA-310, 1546 nucleotides. RefSeq names its product serine/threonine protein kinase. The transcript has a single exon. NCBI's taxonomy places the organism in Eukaryota, Oomycota, Peronosporomycetes, Peronosporales, Peronosporaceae. The coding region runs from base 1 to 1458 and encodes 485 amino acids. Gene Ontology annotation, biological process: protein phosphorylation. Gene Ontology annotation, cellular component: cytoplasm. The record is from RefSeq and is a predicted model, not a curated record. Gene Ontology annotation, molecular function: protein serine/threonine kinase activity; ATP binding.
AUGUUGUCCCGCGUGCCUCCUAGAGACCAUCAAUCGACCAAGAACUGUGUCCAAUGCCCCGACUGUCCGGUUGCAGUCGUCUACAAAGGAAAAGAUCAAUACUGUCGUCGUUCUGUUGGUGGGCGUGGUUCGGUGUCCUCCAUAGUAUCGUCGUCCGCUGGGAGCAUUACAGGACAUGUGGAUACCAGUGGAGAAUCGGAAGCACAACACAUACAUCGAGCCUAUGACGAGCUUCCGAUCUUACGCGCUCAGUAUGUUGCGCGAGGAGUUCGCGUACUCUUCGGGUCGAGAUGGCGUUUAAAUCGAUUCCAACAACGCACGAUCGUGCUGCGUACAGGACCAAAGCCCACCCUCGCGGUCUAUGUUGAGGAUAAUACUGAAGCCUCAUUUGACCUCAGUGCUUCCGAAGCACGACCGGAGGCCACGUACGAGUUGGCAUUGAGCACCAAUUGCGAGUUUACCACUUCAGGUGGUCCAAAGAACGACAAACGAGGGAAAGCUUCUGCUGCAACAGGAAUUGAGCUAUCGAGUGCAGAAUCCCCUGCAUUCCGUUUACGGAUUCGGUUUGCAACUACUGCGGAUGCAAAUAUCUGGUGUUCAAUCGUUCGAGAAGCGCUAGAGCAUGCACUAUGGAGUCGAGAUGUCCAAGCAGUAAAGCAAGAACGGAAACGUUCUCGAAGACGGAAUAUUCGCGUUGUGCAGCAUGUGAUUUCCUCACAGCGAUUUGUCGUCAAAGUACUGGCGGUAAAUUGCGACGAACGAGACUGUCAUGAGCUACAGAUACUCCGAUCUCUGUAUAGCUCACGGGCUGCUCGAGAUGUACGUUUAGUGGCAGGAUAUCGAAUAGUCGAGACAACAGAAGAGAUUCUCUUGAUCAUGCCCCACUAUCCUGGCAGCACUCUACUACAGCUACUGCGACAGCGACGACGACAGAAUGAUGGGAAGCUGAGUGAAGAGGAAGGGUGGCGCUUAUUAGCACGGAUGACGGAGCUACUGCAAGCUGUCCAUCGAUCGGGUAUCAUUCACUGCGACUUAAAUCUGGAGAACGUGCUGGUUUCCCACGAUCUCUCCCAAGUAUGGCUCAUUGACUUCGAAGGGGCUUAUAACUUGCUAGAUGCCCAUCACUACCAGCAAAUGACCGGCACUCCCGGAUUCGUGGCACCAGAGCGUGUGAAAGACGCGCUGCUUCCACCCACACCCAAGACGGACGUCUUCGGUCUCGGUAUAGCGCUCUUCCAGGCUCUGACAGGUCAACACCCGUACGAUGGUGCUGCUCGGGAGAAGCGCCCAUUGCAGUUGUUGGACUCGUUAUCUUUGGACUGGACCCAAGCUGAAAAAAUAAUGACGGAGCAUUCCAUAUCACCUGAAUUGCGCGACAAGGUUGCAGAAAUGCUCAAAGCUGAUCCCCAAGCCCGAGUUUCUCUGGACAGCGUGGCUGCGGUAGAAUGUCCAAAUUAGAAGCAGUACCGUACAGAUAGUUGAGAGAAGAAAACAAACACAAUCGAAGUGAGGUGCCUACAUUCAAAGUGACACGUAGUAUUUGGAC